AUGCCUCAGAAGAAGGUUCCAGAAAACAUCCCCAUUUGGGCAACAAGCCACCAAGUUGGUGCAGACAAGCAGUGGCUGCUACUUGGCCAGCGGGAGGCCCGUAUUGUCCUGGGGCUGGAGGGGCCAGCGCCGUGGCUGCGGGCCGGCUGUGAUGACUCGCCUGGCUGGGGCUGCAUCCGGCCGCCGCCUCGCGUCACAGCUCCCCCUGCCGAGCUGACAGGCGGGCCUGCGCCAGCACCCCCCUUGCUCGCCGCCCCCCGGCUCCAGUGGCCAGAGCCUGGAGCAGGAGAGGGGGACCCGGACGCAGCCCUCCACCCCAUCACUCGGGGACCCCAGGCUGCCAACAGCUACCUGCGAGACCAGUGGUUCCAUUCUCUGCAGUGGAAGAAAAAGAUUUACAAAUAUAAGAAAGUCCUGAGUAACCCAAGCCGUUGGGAAGUUGUCUUGAAGGAGAUCCGAACUCUGGUGGACAUGGCCCUGACCUCCCCCCUGCAGGAUGACUCCAUCAACCAAGCCCCGCUGGAAAUCGUCUCCAAACUGCUCUCAGAGAACACAAACUUGACUACCCAGGAGCAUGAGAACAUCAUUGUGGCGAUUGCUCCUUUGCUGGAAAACAACCACCCACCACCAGAUCUCUGUGAAUUCUUUUGCAAGCACUGCAGAGAGCGGCCUCGGUCCAUGGUGGUCAUCGAGGUGUUCACGCCCGUGGUCCAGAGGAUCCUCAAACAUAACAUGGACUUCGGGAAGUGUCCGCGGCUGAGGCUCUUUACUCAGGAGUACAUCCUUGCCUUGAAUGAGCUCAACGCGGGGAUGGAAGUGGUGAAGAAGUUCAUUCAGAGCAUGCACGGCCCCACGGGGCACUGCCCCCACCCCCGGGUCCUGCCCAACCUGGUGGCCGUGUGCCUGGCUGCCAUCUACUCCUGCUAUGAAGAGUUCAUCAACAGCCGCGACAACUCCCCCAGCCUGAAGGAGAUCCGGAACGGCUGCCAGCAGCCCUGCGACCGGAAGCCCACCUUACCUCUGCGCCUUCUGCACCCCAGCCCGGACCUGGUGUCUCAGGAAGCCACGCUGUCCGAGGCGCGGCUCAAGUCGGUGGUCGUGGCCUCCAGCGAGAUCCACGUGGAGGUGGAGCACACCAGCACUGCCAAGCCGGCGCUGACGGCCAGCGCGGGCAACGACAGCGAGCCCAACCUCAUCGACUGCCUCAUGGUCAGCCCCGCCUGCAGCACCAUGAGCAUCGAACUGGGCCCCCAGGCCGACCGCACGCUCGGCUGCUACGUGGAAAUCCUCAAGUUGCUGUCCGACUAUGAUGACUGGAGACCAUCUCUGGCCAGCUUGCUUCAACCCAUUCCAUUCCCCAAAGAAGCUCUCGCACACGAGAAGUUCACCAAGGAGCUGAAGUAUGUGAUUCAGAGGUUCGCCGAAGACCCGCGACAAGAGGUGCACUCGUGCCUGCUGAGUGUGCGGGCCGGCAAAGAUGGUUGGUUUCAGCUCUACAGCCCCGGCGGCGUGGCCUGUGAUGAUGACGGGGAGCUGUUUGCCAGCAUGGUGCACAUCCUCAUGGGCUCCUGUUACAAGACCAAAAAAUUCCUGCUCUCCCUGGCGGAAAACAAGCUGGGACCCUGCAUGCUGCUGGCGCUGAGGGGGAACCAGACCAUGGUGGAGAUCUUGUGCCUGAUGCUGGAGUACAACAUCAUCGACAACAAGGACACGCAGCUGCAGAUCAUCUCGACCCUGGAGAGCACGGCCGUGGGCAAGCGCAUGUACGAGCAGCUCUGCGACCGGCAGCGGGAGCUGAAGGAGCUGCAAAGGAAAGGCGGGCCCACCAGGCUAACACUGCCCUCCAAGUCCACAGACGCCGACUUGGCCCGUCUGCUGAGCUCUGGCUCUUUCGGAAACCUGGAGAACCUCAGUCUGGCCUUCACCAACGUGACCAGCGCCUGCGCUGAGCACCUCAUCAAACUGCCUUCUCUCAAGCAGCUGAACCUGUGGUCCACUCAGUUUGGAGACGCCGGCCUGCGGCUCCUGUCGGAACACCUCACCAUGCUCCAGGUGCUGAACCUGUGUGAGACGCCUGUGACCGACGCCGGCCUGCUGGCCCUCAGCUCCAUGAAGAGUCUCUGCAGCUUAAACAUGAACAGCACCAAGCUCUCGGCUGACACCUACGAAGAUCUGAAGGCCAAGCUCCCCAACCUGAAGGAAGUGGACGUGCGCUACACGGAAGCCUGGUGAAGCUCCCGCCGGCAGGAAGGAGUUUGCAGCCGCCACACACAACUCUUGACUAAUAGCCGUAGAGCGCCGGUCCUGGGGUCGCGCCCCGGCGGCCCGGCUGUGAGAUAGAUGGGGGAGUCUUUCGGGGGCAGA
This is a messenger RNA of Suricata suricatta (meerkat), 2364 nucleotides long. RefSeq names its product c-Maf inducing protein (gene CMIP). NCBI's taxonomy places the organism in Eukaryota, Metazoa, Chordata, Mammalia, Carnivora, Herpestidae. The coding region runs from base 1 to 2232 and encodes 743 amino acids. Gene Ontology annotation, cellular component: nucleoplasm; cytosol. The record is from RefSeq and is a predicted model, not a curated record. The transcript is spliced from 22 exons.